Messenger RNA from Aspergillus oryzae RIB40, 954 nucleotides. RefSeq lists its product as uncharacterized. The coding region runs from base 1 to 954 and encodes 317 amino acids. The transcript has 2 exons. The record is from RefSeq and is a predicted model, not a curated record. Lineage: Eukaryota; Fungi; Ascomycota; Eurotiomycetes; Eurotiales; Aspergillaceae.
AUGGAGAACGUGUGCUCUUCGUUGGAGAGUCCUCAAUGCCCCGAGGGCUACCAGCUCAAGGGCUCUGACUGUGUCUCAACCGAGACACUCGCCUGCCCCGAAGACACAAAGCUUGAAGGGGAGCAUUGUGUGAGCAUUGACGCCCCGACCUGCGAGGGAGAUGCACGCUUUGACGGUACCAACUGCGUUGUUACCACCCCCGAAUGCGAAACCGGCAAAUAUUUCAACGGCAAGGAUUGUGUUACCAUUAAUCAGCCUUCUUGUACCUCCGGUACGAUCUUUGACGGACACCGCUGUGUCUCCUCCAACCGUCCCGAGUGCCCCGUUGGCAGCUUGCCCAGCCACGGCACCUGCAUCACCAACUCCCGCCCUAGCUGCAAAUCCGGGUCUGUCCUCGUGGGUGACGACUGUGUCACUGGACCUCCCCAAUGUGACAAGGGUCUCAUCUUCGACGGUACUCAGUGUGUCACCAUCGACCACCCCACUUGCCCUCCCUCGUAUAAGUGGGUCAAUGAGGAAUGUGUGAACACCGAGGUCAAGGGCUGUGAGCCAGGCUACACCUUGCGUAACGGCAAAUGUGUCUCUGAUGUGCGACCCGAGUGUGAGCCCGGUACCAGCUUCAAUGGCACCGCCUGUGUGGGUGAUGCUCCUGAGUGUCCUCCCGACACGGUCUUUGACGGUACCGAGUGUGCCUCGGAGGAGAUCCCCGGCUGUCCUACCGGCCUCAAGUUCAACGGCAAGAAGUGUGUUGCCGAGACCGAUCCCUCGUGCCCGACCAACACCAAGUGGGAUGCUGCUUCCAAGGAGUGUAUCGGCGACAAGCCACCGCAGUGUCCUCCUGGCCAGGAGUUCAACGGAGAGCACUGUGCUUUGGUUGAUGGCGAGUGUAUGGAGUUCGAGUACUGCCCUGCACGGUCUUUGGGGGUUGUGCUGUUCGAUGGUGCAAAGAUGUAA